AUGCCCGAAUCUCUUCAACUCGAAGCACUCAAUUCCCUCGUUCCAACUUGUAAACAAUACCAAAUUAGGCAUUUACAUAAUUUAAUUGCUCCAUAUUUCCAAAUUGAUUUCAUUCGUCUUCUUCCAAAAGAGGUUUUUUUCAAUUUUAUUUUUUCUUAUUUUUUUAUUUUUAAGCUUUCAUUCAAAAUUCUUAGCUACUUGUCUCCUAAAGAUUUGGUGCUUUCCGCAAGUAUUUCACGUACAUGGCGUCAUCUUGCCGAGGAUCACAUUCUUUGGAUGAAAAAAUGUUUUCAAUAUAAUAUUAAAGAAAUUUUCCCUCCAAAUCUUGCUAGAAGAGAAAAUUGGGCGUUGUUUUCUGCUGGACUAGUCGAUUCUCCACAAGAAUCCCCCCAUUAUUUUGACGGAGAUUCAUCUUUUUCUUCAAAAAUUUCUUCAUCUUUUUGUAAAUCUUUAUUCCAAUCACCUUCAUCUUCUUUACAUUUUUCACAAUUAAAUUUGCCGUCUUGUUUGGAAAGAUCUAAAUGGAAGGCUAUUUAUUUAAGAAAUCAACAUAUUUCUAAUAAUUGGCGUUUUCGACGUCCAAAUGCAAUUUGUCAUUUACGAGGACAUGAUGAACAUGUAAUAACUUGUUUAAAAUUACGUGGUGAUCGUCUUGUAACUGGUUCUGAUGAUUGUACUUUAAGAGUUUGGUCUGUAGGGACGGGAGAAUGUACUCAAGUAUUAACUGGACAUACUGGAGGUGUUUGGGCACUCCAAUUAUCUGAAGACGGAAAAAUUGCUAUUAGCGGUUCUACUGAUAGGACUGUUUGGAAUGUUGAAACUGGUGUUUUGAUGCGUUGUUUAAAUGGACAUUCUAGUACUGUUAGGUGCAUGUCUUUAUCUGGAAAUAUUUUGGUAACAGGUUCUCGUGAUUGUACAAUUAGAAUGUGGAAUAUAGAAGAAGGUCGUUGCAUUCGUCCAUUUAUUGGUCAUUUAGCAGCCGUUAGAUGUGUUAAAUAUGCUGGGUCCUCAGUUGUUUCUGGUGGUUAUGAUCAUAAAAUACAUGUUUGGAAUGCUGAAAAUGGGACUUUAGAACAUGUUUUGGAGGGACAUACACACAGAGUUUAUUCGUUACACUUUGUUAAAGAACGUAAUUUGGUUAUUUCUGGUUCUCUUGAUACAACAAUUAGAGUUUGGAAUGUUUGGAAUAUUUUAGAUGGAACGUGUAUCCACACACUUGCCGGGCCAAAUAAACAUGCUUCAGCUGUGACAGGCUUUAGAUUUCUCGAUAAUGGAAUGAUUGCUACAAGUGGAGAUGAUGGAACUGUAAAAUUGUGGGAUAUUGAAGAAGGAAGUUUUAUUUGCGACUUAAUUAAAUUACCUUCCAGUGGUGCUGGAGGUUGUGUUUGGAGAAUGAAAGCAACCCCUACAAUGCUUGUUUGUGCAGUUGGUUCAAGAAAUGGAACAGAAGAUACGAAAUUGGUGCUAAUGGAUUUUGAUGGACCUUAUCCUUAG
Meloidogyne enterolobii is the source of this 1494-nucleotide messenger RNA. NCBI's taxonomy places the organism in Eukaryota, Metazoa, Nematoda, Chromadorea, Rhabditida, Meloidogynidae. The record is from the annotation of a GenBank genome assembly.